AUGGAGUUCUUAUCUAUUUUAGUGGAAAGAGUUGCAUGUUGCUUGAUGCAGCCAGUUGCACGAGAGAUUGGGUAUUUAGUUUACUACAAGAGUAACAUGAGAUGUAUGGAUAAAGAAUCUGAGAAGCUAAAGAAUAUCAAAAGUGAGGUGCAGCGGAGAGCGGAAGAUGCACGGAGAAACUUAAAACACAUUUCAGCCAAUGGCGAGGCUUGGUUAAGGAAUGUUGAUAUACCACUACUGAAGAUGUGGCAGCUAAAAUUAAAAGAGGAAGAGGUCAUGGCAGCUUUGAGAGAUGACGGGGUCACUAUGAUUGGGGUAUGUGGUCUGGGUGGUGUUGGUAAGACAACACUGGCUGAGAAAAUCAGACAAAAGGCAAAACAAGAAAGGUUGUUCAAUGAUGUUAUCAUGGUAACUGUCAGUCAACAACCCGAGUUGAAGAGAAUUCAGGGAUGA
Molecule: messenger RNA, 453 nt
Organism: Solanum verrucosum
Lineage: Eukaryota; Viridiplantae; Streptophyta; Magnoliopsida; Solanales; Solanaceae
Product: probable disease resistance protein At5g04720
Exons: 2
Coding region: 1-453 (150 amino acids)
Molecular function (GO): ADP binding
Source: RefSeq, a predicted model, not a curated record